AUGGGUAAAAAGAAUAAUAACAAUAAACAACAACAAAAGACACCAAAUUUAUUAGAUAAAGAAGAUGAUUAUUUUUUAGAGUCUGUUGAAAAGGCUUUGAAAGAGAUAUUUGCAAGAUACGACAAGGAUGGUGACGGAGCACUAUCUAUUGAAGAAUUGAAUGCAUUUGCUAUCGGGUGCAAUGGACAAGCAUUUGAUCAAGACAGUAUAGAAUCGAUUCAAGAGUCAUUCGAUGUCACCGACGACGACAAACAAUACUUGACACUCAAAGGAUUCAUGGAGAUGUAUCUAUUACAAUCAUCUGCAGAACCAGAGGAAACUUGGAAAGAUAUUAAAAAGCAUGGUUAUAAUACUGACUUUAAAUUGACUACAACUACAACUACACCCAGUACCAGUACCACUACCACCAACACUGCUUCUUCCUCUGAUUCUUCUUCUUUAGUUUCGACCUCAACUCAAAUAAAUGAUAAUAAUACCGAAGACCAAUCUUCUUCGUCUUAA
Cavenderia fasciculata is the source of this 501-nucleotide messenger RNA. RefSeq lists its product as uncharacterized. Gene Ontology annotation, molecular function: calcium ion binding. NCBI's taxonomy places the organism in Eukaryota, Evosea, Eumycetozoa, Acytosteliales, Cavenderiaceae. The record is from RefSeq and is a predicted model, not a curated record. The coding region runs from base 1 to 501 and encodes 166 amino acids. The transcript has a single exon.